Gordionus sp. m RMFG-2023 is the source of this 1112-nucleotide messenger RNA. Its product is annotated as ubiquitin carboxyl-terminal hydrolase isozyme L5-like. The record is from RefSeq and is a predicted model, not a curated record. NCBI's taxonomy places the organism in Eukaryota, Metazoa, Nematomorpha, Gordioida, Chordodea, Parachordodidae. Gene Ontology annotation, molecular function: cysteine-type deubiquitinase activity. Gene Ontology annotation, cellular component: cytoplasm. Gene Ontology annotation, biological process: ubiquitin-dependent protein catabolic process; protein deubiquitination. Bases 30 to 1013 code for a protein of 327 amino acids. The transcript is spliced from 11 exons.
GAAUCUUUUCAUUUAUUCAUUUAAAAUCCAUGAGUUCUGAAACUGAAACUGGGAAAUGGUGUUUGAUUGAGAGUGAUCCUGGAGUUUUUACAGAUCUUUUAAAAGGAUAUGGUGUGAAGGGAGCUCAAGUUGAAGAAUUAUGGAGCUUAGAUAAAGAAAAUUUUGACAAAUUAAAGCCUGUAUAUGGUUUAAUAUUUUUAUUUAAAUGGAAGCCUGAAAUAUUAUCAGAUGACAAUUCUUCUUUAGUUGAAGCUGUUGAUAAGAUAUAUUUUGCUAAGCAGGUUGUUGAUAAUGCUUGUGCUACUCAGGCAAUAUUGAAUAUUCUUCUUAAUUGUAGAGGUGAUAGCAUAGAUUUAGGUGAAACAUUAAAUAACUUCAAAAAUUUUAGUGAAAACUUUUUACCUUCAUUGAAAGGUGUAUGCCUAACAAAUUGUGAAACAAUACGUAAUGUUCAUAACAGUUUUUCAAAACACCACAUUUUUGAAAUGGAUGACAAAAUUAAUGAUGAAAAAGAGGAUGUUUUUCAUUUUACAUGUUAUCUUCCAUUUGAAAAUCAUCUAUAUGAGUUGGAUGGUUUAAAAAAUGCUCCAAUUGACUUAGGUUCUUUGCCAGAAGAUGGAGAUUGGAUAAGUAAAGUCAAGCCAAUAAUAGAACAAAGGAUGAAAAAAUACAAUGAAAGUGAGAUACACUUCAAUCUGAUGGCUGUUGUAUCUGAUCUCAAAGAAAAAUACAAGAGGGAAUUGAUUAAAUUGGAAUCUAAUUUGAAUGAUGGGACUAUGGAAACUGAUGACAUUCAAUCAGAAAUGAGCAAAUUACACAUGCUUAUAGCUGAGGAAGAUGAAAAAAUGCAGAGAUAUCAAAUUGAAAACAUUCGAAGGAAACAUAACUAUAUACCUUUCAUUAUGGAAUAUUUGAAAAUUUUGGCCAAAGACGGAAAACUUACCCAGCUUUACAACAAAACAAAUCUUGAAUCUACAAUACAAAAGACCGAGAUUUGUGAUAAAGAUAAAUGAUAUGAAAUGGCGAUUUCAAGAAUUUGCACAAUUUAUAUUUAUAUAAUUUAUAAUUUAAAAUGGAAUAAUGAUAAAUAAAAAAAAAAUGUAAUAUUGAUA